This is a messenger RNA of Austrofundulus limnaeus, 2944 nucleotides long. It is a transcript of the gene exd2, whose product is annotated as exonuclease 3'-5' domain containing 2. The record is from RefSeq and is a predicted model, not a curated record. Gene Ontology annotation, biological process: nucleobase-containing compound metabolic process. Lineage: Eukaryota; Metazoa; Chordata; Actinopteri; Cyprinodontiformes; Rivulidae. The transcript has 8 exons. The coding region runs from base 54 to 2063 and encodes 669 amino acids. Gene Ontology annotation, molecular function: 3'-5' exonuclease activity; nucleic acid binding. Gene Ontology annotation, cellular component: cytoplasm; nucleus.
UUUUCAUGUUUUCUCAGGUUUGACCUGCUCAUUGUAGAUGUCUGUGAGUCAUCAUGUCUCAUCGGGGACCUUUAACAGCCGUCAUAACCACAGUCCUGGGAGUGACCUUUGGAGGGCUGCUCAUAUGGCAGGUGUACCAAACAAAAAGGAAGAAGCUGCCUUCCACUCAGAAGGUGGUGGAUCCCGUGGAGGCUCCUCGUCCAGUGGAGGCUCCUCGUCCAGUGGAGGCUCCUCGUCCAGUGGAGGCUCCUCAUCCAGUGGAGGCUCCUCAUCCUGUGGAGGUUCCUCGUCCAGUGGACAGCACUCUCAGAGCUGUAGAGCAUCGGUGCGUGGAGCCAGCAGACUUCCCUGAGAAGGACUUGAAGACAGUGGAGAGUCAGACCACUAAGCUGCCCCCUCUGGGCCACAUCCUGUCGUUUGAUGAGCUGCUGGCGGUGAAGCCGGUGAUGGUGAGCUCUGAAGCGGAGUGGCAGCGGAUGUGGCCACUGAUUCAGAAGGAGCUGUCAGUCUUCCCUGUGCUGGGGCUGGACUGUGAAUGGGUGUCGGUGCAGGGCAGAGCCUCUGCUGUGUCCCUGCUGCAGGUGGCCACACACUCAGGUCUGUGUGUUCUGGUGAGGCUGCUGGCAUUUCGCAGCGGCCAGCAGCUGUUCCCAGAUACUUUAGUGGAGGUUCUCAGAGACACACGCGUUUUAAAAGUUGGUGUUGGCUGCUAUGAGGACGGGAAGCAUCUGACCCGGGACUAUGGCCUGAGCCUGACAUGUACUGUGGAUCUGCGGUACCUCGCUUUAAGACAGAGACAGGUAUCUGUGAGUAAUGGCCUCAGUCUGCAGUCCUUGGCAGCAGACCUGUUGAACGUCUCUCUGGAUAAGUCUUUAGAGCUGCGCUGCAGUGACUGGGAGGCAGAUCGCCUAACACUGGAACAGAUAACUUACGCAGCCAGAGAUGCUCAGGUUUCCAUGGCGCUCUUCCUCCGUCUCCUCGGCCUCGAGUCUGAAGCAAGUACCGCCCCUUCCAAUGGGGCCUCCUCCUCAGAGCUCAUUUCCCGCUGCCAGGGCCUGGUGGAUGUCCCGUUUCGGGGCCGAGGGGAUGGAGAUGAAAGAAACAGCGAUGGAGAAAGAAGGCGGAGGGCGAAGAAGCCGGUGUUGUGUGAAAGUCCAGAGUCUGGAGAUCAGCAAGUCCCAGACCCUCGGAGAAAUAACAGAAGGAAACCACUGGGUGUCGGUUAUUCUGCCAGGAAAGCUCCUCUCUAUGAUAACUGCUUCCUGUACGCACCUGACGGCCAGCCUCUGUGCACCUGUGACAAGAAGAAAGCCAAAUGGUACCUGGAUAAAGGAAUUGGAGUUCUUCAGAGCGAGGAUCCAUUCAUCGUGCGGCUGCUGUUUGAGCCUUCAGGACGUCCUGAUUCACAGCAGGACUAUUAUCUGACGGCCAAGGAGAACCUGUGUGUGGUCUGUGGAAAAGCAGACUCCUACAUCAGGAAAAACAUUGUGCCACACGAGUACCGACGACAUUUUCCCACAGAGAUGAAAGACCACAACUCCCAUGACAUCCUGCUGCUCUGCACCAGCUGCCACGCAGCUUCCAACGUGCACGACGGCUUCCUGAAGCAGCAGCUGGCCGAAGAGUUCGCCGCCCCUCAAGGCUGCGAGGAGGGAGUCCGGCUGCUGGAGGACUCGGACCGCCGACGGGUCCGUUCUGCAGCACGGGCGCUACUCAGCGCCGGAGAAGGACUGCCGGAGGCACGGCGUGAGGAGCUGCAGGUCCUGAUCAGGAACUUCUGGAACAUGAACGAGGGGCAGGAACUGACCGACGAGGUGCUGCAGCAGGCCGCCAGUUUGGAGACGAGGAUCCUAAACGAGGCGUACGUGCCACAUGGUCUGAAGGUGGUCCAGGCCCACGCCAAGCAGGGCCUGCAGGGCCUGAUGGACCUGGAGCGGUGCUGGAGGCAGCACUUCCUCAGCACCAUGCGGCCUCGCCACCUGCCCCCUUUCUGGUCCGUGGACCACAAUCACAGCAAGUUUCUACGCAAAUACGGAGCGGAGCUGCCAAUCAAACUCAACUGAGUUUAUGGACCCAGAAAGGACUCCAYGCUGCAACAGGAACAGGAUGAUUUUUUUACCUUUUCCCCCUCAUCCAGUAGUCGGAUUAGAACCAUCAACCCAACAGUUUGUCACCUACAUAGCUAUAUAUAGCUACAUAUAGCUGUAUGUAUGUUUUAGUGAGGCUGGGCUGAAUACAGAGGCAGCAGGGAUGGACAGGUUCCCACCGUGUGGACACUGUCUCUGGACAGAGGACGUUUAGUUCUAUUAAUUAAACUAAACGAUUUCUAUCUAGGAGAGAAAAAAAAAACAAUUAUCUGGUGGAUGUUGUGAAAAUGUGAAUUUUUUAUUGUUGUUAAAAUCUAAUUAUGUAUAAUGACACAGUUUAGGUUGAUAGAUGUUUUAAGAAAAAGCUGCAGCCUGCUCUUAUUUUCUAACACUGCAGCUCAUUGUCUCCAUCGAUUUGAACGACGAGUUUUGUUGUUUUGACUCUGAAAACAGAAGCUGAGCAGCAAAUGAUUGACAUCUUUGUCUGUUUUUAGGUCAAAAGAUGAAUUGUUAAAGGUGUUUUGGUUGUUUCCCUCAGCUGGGACAGAGUUGGCAUGUGAUCAUUUUAACUUCRGACGUGUCUGUCUCCAGAAGGUCGGGGCAUCUUCAUGGCUCAUGUUUUAAUGUGCCUCUUCCUCCCCUCCUGACGGAGACGACUCCUCGCAUCAGUUUCAGCAUGACGUCAUUCCACUAAUUCAACUCUUCAGACAAUAAUGAGUGUCAACUACAGCUGGAAGGGAAACAAAAAAGCUAAAUCUUUAUGAAAUUUAUUUAAAAAAGAAAUAAUUUAAGUGAAUAAAUCAGCUGCUUUGAGCAAAAGGUUUUCCUAAAACUGAAUAAAAACUGUUUGUAUGAAU